Molecule: messenger RNA, 1208 nt
Organism: Salvia splendens (bonfire salvia)
Lineage: Eukaryota; Viridiplantae; Streptophyta; Magnoliopsida; Lamiales; Lamiaceae
Product: galactose mutarotase
Exons: 5
Coding region: 52-1119 (355 amino acids)
Biological process (GO): glucose metabolic process; beta-D-galactose catabolic process via UDP-galactose, Leloir pathway
Molecular function (GO): carbohydrate binding; aldose 1-epimerase activity
Source: RefSeq, a predicted model, not a curated record
AAUCACAUUUUUCUUUCUCAUUUCAUUUUUUGUGCCUCUAAACCUGCAGAAAUGGCUAAAGCAGCUUUGUUUUUUUGCGUGAUGAUGAUCGCGUUCUCGCUAAGCAAUGUUUGUGAAGCUGCUACAGAAAUCGGUGUGUAUCAACUGCGGAGAGGCGAUUUCUCUGUCAACAUCACUAACUAUGGCGCCACCGUCAUCUCCGUCGUGGUUCCCGAUCGGAAUGGCAAGUUGGAUGACAUAGUUCUCGGUUUUGGAUCCGUAGACGGUUACAAGAAUGAUACAACCUACUUUGGUGCCCUUGUCGGCCGCGUUGCUAAUAGAAUCUCAGGCGCGCAAUUCACCCUCAACGGCGUAGUCUACAAACUGCCAGAUAACGACAAUGGAAACACUCUCCAUGGUGGUAAGAUAGGAUUCAGUGAUGUGGUGUGGACAGUCCAAGAACACAUAGAGAACAGCCACAUAACUCUAACUUACAACAGCCACGACGGUGAACAAGGAUUUCCUGGUGAAGUAUCUGUAAUGGUGACAUACCUCUUCGUAGGAUCAAACAAGCUCGCGAUAAAGAUGGAAGCCAAGCCACUCAACAAGCCAACCCCAAUCAAUCUAGCCUCCCACACAUACUGGAAUCUCGGUGGCCAUGCAAAUGGCAACAUCCUGUCUCACAAGAUCCAGCUCCUCGCUUCCAAGAUCACACCCGUGGAUGACAAACUCAUCCCAACGGGCGCAAUCUCCUCUGUCAAGGGGACGCCCUACGACUUCCUCCAGCAUCGGGAGAUAGGGAGCAGGUUGGAUGAGUUGGCCGGAGGGUAUGACAUCAACUAUGUCUUGGACAGGGAAGGGGCAGGGAGGCAUCUAACGAAGGCGGCUGUCGUGCUCGAUGAGGGGUCGGGGAGGAAGAUGGAGCUGUGGACUAAUCAGAUUGGGGUGCAGUUUUAUACAAGUAAUAUGUUGGGUGAUACUGUGGGGAAAAAUGGGGUUGUUUAUAGAAGGUAUAGUGGAUUGUGCUUGGAGACUCAAGGGUAUCCUGAUUCUGUUAAUCAGCCUAAUUUUCCUUCACAGAUUGUGAAUGUGGGGGAGAGUUAUUUGCAUGUUAUGGUUUAUAGGUUUACAGCUAGUUAACAUAGUAGUAGUACUAUGUGAUUGUGCUGUUAUGUUGAAUAUUUGUGUGUUUUGGUAGCAAUCUAUAUAUGAAAAAUAUUUUUGUACUA